CAAUCUUAAGCACCCUCCGUUCAUGCUCAAGGUAGAACCGAUAGCUUUUCACCUGUGGCAGCUAUCAGUGCAAAGGGCUCAAUAAGUGAGGCGGACUCUCGCUUUCAAGCCCAACCCGUGAGAUUCAACAUCGGAUCUCUCCGGGUAUACGCUUCAACCAGGUAUUUGGUUGUGUAUCAGUAUCAGACAACGUUCAGCACCGCGAACACGAGGAAGCGCCGGCGCAGACAGCAUUUGGCCUGAACAGCCAUGGCCGGCGGCGAGCAUCAAGAGGAGACUGGACCAGCAAGUCGCAAACACCGGCUACCCUCGCUCAAUGAGGUCCUCUCGCGGAAAACGCGACCUCCUGUGGACCUGUAUAUGUUUUAUCUAUUUCUACAACGCGAGGGCUCGGAAGACAUUCUUGACUUCUGGCUAGAUGUUCACCAGCAUGAACAAUACUGUCGCGCGUAUUUCAAGGACGUCCGCAAGUCGGGGCGCACCAUCAAGGAGGACUGGCCGGAGUACUGGGACUAUGCACGCCGGCGGGGAUCUAUCUACGGGACGGUAGUGGGAGUUAACGGCGGGAGGCGUAAUACGGCGAACGCGGGGGACGUAUUUGGAGAUACGGGCGCACAGGAUGAGAAGGCGGCGCGGAGCCCAAGCCCGAACCCAAACCCGCGGGUGUCAAUGACACCGGGCACAGCGAUUGCAGCAGAUGCGCCGCGGUCGAGCACGCCGUUCUCGCUCUCUGGGCGCACGCCCGCAUUCCUCAACGUUCAUGGCGCGACGCGCGCACCGACGGUCAUCCCGCGAACGAAGCCCAUGACGCGCCAGGACCUGAUUGAGUCCGCGGAGCGCAUCUACUUCCGCUACCUCUCGCCCGCGGGAACGAUCGGCUCUGAUAACAACCACGAGGUCUAUCUUCCACCUUCACUCCGGAUCCACUCUUUCCCACUCAGCAGCGCGCACGAGCCGCGAACGCAGAACGAGUUGAAUCUUAUGGCACAGAUUCCCGACAUGUUUCACGCGCAGAAAGAGUAUGUCUUUCAUGCGAUGGAGCAGGACGCCUUCCCUCGCUUCCUCCGCGCAAAGGCAUUUAGCAACUUGACACCGGUGUCUGCCCUUGUGCGGCUGAUACUCGGGCUGGUCAUCUUGUGGAUUGGGUUGGCCGUCGGUUUCUCGCUCAUCUUCUUGAAUGUCCAUCCAAAGUCCAAGCGGUUCUUCCUUUUCUUACCAUACACUGUCGCCAUUCUGUUCCUAAUAUCACACCAAUACGAGCUGGACCCGAUCCUUAUACUCUUCAACCAAUCCGAAUCUAUACCCUUCCAGCUGGUCAGCAUCGAAGAGCCGUACGUGAAGAAGCUUCUCGUUGGACGAGCGCUAUGGGUCGCUGCGCUCACUGCGGGCUGCACGGUAGCUCUGACAAUGAUUUUUUGGGCAGUCCCUGGGUACCGGUUAUAGCAUUUAUGAUAAAUAUAUGGUGCACCCUUGAUAUGGGACGUUGUAGGUAGCCUCUGGAAUUGUGACACAUCUUUCUGGAAAUUUCUCCCCUUCCGACGUUGCGCUGCUACACUGUUUGUUACCUCUUACUUUAUGAUAUCUUAUACCCCCUUCUUGACCAUCUUCGCUGUCGCUCAUUGCCAGGGAAUGUCGCACUUUGCACUCGUAGAUAUAAGUUGAUUUCUUCCUCUUGCCGUUCGUGGUUCGGCAGCGUUGGAGACUUUCCGCACUCAGAAGCCUAGCCAUUGUGAUAAUCCAUUUACAUUACGCAACAAAUGUGUGAUUCGAG
Molecule: messenger RNA, 1771 nt
Organism: Laetiporus sulphureus 93-53
Lineage: Eukaryota; Fungi; Basidiomycota; Agaricomycetes; Polyporales; Laetiporaceae
Product: regulator of G protein signaling superfamily
Exons: 3
Coding region: 250-1443 (397 amino acids)
Biological process (GO): intracellular protein localization
Cellular component (GO): plasma membrane
Source: RefSeq, a predicted model, not a curated record